Messenger RNA from Aegilops tauschii subsp. strangulata, 1339 nucleotides. Its product is annotated as 2-oxoadipate dioxygenase/decarboxylase, chloroplastic/amyloplastic. Lineage: Eukaryota; Viridiplantae; Streptophyta; Magnoliopsida; Poales; Poaceae. The record is from RefSeq and is a predicted model, not a curated record. Gene Ontology annotation, molecular function: oxidoreductase activity.
GACUUCUCUCUCUGCUGAUCGCUCCCUGCUUAUUACUUGUCGUGCCACACCAGUGAACCCCCGCCCCAGUCCGCUUCCGUUCCGUCCCGUUCCGCCUCGCUCCCCACCCUUUCAUGGCCGGCGCGACCCUCGCCGCCGCGAGAUUCCCCGCGGCCGUUGCGCUCCUCCGCACUCGCCGCUCCCCCGUGGUCGCCGUGCCGCUCGCUCCGUCCGGUCUCCGCCACCACCGCCGCAGCGUCGCCAUGGCCGCCGGCGCCGCGCCCUCACCCAUUCCCGCCUCCGAUCCGCUUCCCAAGGGUUCUGAUCUAUUUUUCCGGUCAGUUCUCUCAAACAUGCAAAAAGUUUAUUUGAGCAGGAAUCCAACUGCCGAAAAGAUUCUGGACUUUGUCCAUUCUUACGACGGGGACCACAUUUGUUUUGAUCACUUUGCUUUCAGAACAUUUGGGGUUGACGGUUAUGGUAUAGACUCACUUGCUGAAUUUUUUACUGAUUUUGGUUACGAGUCUCGUGAAGAACUAAGGUUCCCAGCGAAAAAACUAAGAGCGCUAUGGUUUUCCCCUCCCAACAAUGAUGGAUACACCAGAGCUGGUAUAUAUGGACCUUUGCCAAGGAUAUUCAUUUCUGAACUUCUUGUAGAUGAGCUGAGUGCUCCGAGCCAGGAAAUUAUACGGAAAUACAUCAAAACAUCAGCUAAUGGAAAUAAAUAUGCUGUUCUUGCAAGUACAUUUGGAGAGCUGACAUGGGAGAAGCCCACUUAUUCUGAUUUCCAGGUUUUAUCUAGGGAAAGUGAAUAUGCUGGAUGGACUCUUGUUAAUGGCUAUGCACUGAACCAUGCCACAGUCUCCACUCAUCGCCUAGAGUCAGAUAUCAGAAGUAUUAGUAAAUUCAACAAAUUUGUGGAGGACAACGGGUUCAAGUUAAAUACAGAAGGAGGAAUUUUGAAAGUGAGUCCUGACGGUCUCCUCCAGCAAAGCUCAACUGUAGCUGAUUCAUCAUUAUUUACUUUUGCGGAUGGAAUCACUGAAUCUAUUCCACGUUCCUAUAUUGAAUUUGCUGAACGGCUGCCACUUCCACAGUUCAGAGAUUUGCAAUAUGAAGAGGUCAAGGAACACCACAGGCGCGAUGGUUUUGAGGUGGGCAACGCAGACAAGAUAUUUGAGAGCACUUCAAAGGAUCAGCUUACCAGAAGAUCUGCAUAAGCGGCGUACUCUUGAUCGAACAUUCUGCAGGCGGGCCAACGAGCCUCUUGGAAGUGUGUUGAAUGCGUGUGUUGUGUAAUCAUUGUAUGGCUUGAAGUGGGUUGGAAACAGAUGCUUAAUAAAGAUAUACUAUUUCCUAA